Molecule: messenger RNA, 1757 nt
Organism: Homalodisca vitripennis (glassy-winged sharpshooter)
Lineage: Eukaryota; Metazoa; Arthropoda; Insecta; Hemiptera; Cicadellidae
Product: UDP-glycosyltransferase UGT5-like
Exons: 5
Coding region: 153-1697 (514 amino acids)
Molecular function (GO): UDP-glycosyltransferase activity
Source: RefSeq, a predicted model, not a curated record
CCAAGCGUCUUACGGUAAGUCUGCUCGUGAGUCAGCUGCGUGUAGCUGUAGUGCCAACAUCACUUACUGUCUCGUUCCUAAACUCAUUCCGUACUUCGUCAUUUCAACCUGCUCUCAGAAGUGGACAGAACGAUCUGUGUCCACCUUCAGCGAUGUUUAUGCUGCUAGUGCUAUCGUGUCUGCUCGGUCAUGUCCUGUCUGAUAACAUCCUGGCAGUGUUACCGCACACCGGCAAGAGUCACUUUGAUGUGUUCGAGCCACUGGUCCUGGCUCUUGCUGCGAGAGGUCAUCAAGUUACCGUCCUCAGCUUUUACCCCCAGAAGACCCCUGUGGCUAACUACACGGACAUAAGUCUCGUUGGGACGCUGCCCGUGUUCGUCAACGCUCUGCAGUUCGAUUAUCUAAAGGGUUCAACUCCCAUAUCUGAUUUUAAUUUCGCCAGCGGUAUUGGGCUCAGUGUUUGUGAGUCAGUAUUAACCUCUCCACAAGUGAAAUCUCUGAUAAGCUCCGGCAAACAUUUCGAUCUCCUCAUCGUUGAAUUGUUCAUUAGUGAUUGUUUCCUCAGUCUGGUGGACUUCUUUGGUGCUCCCCACAUCGGCCUUUCUUCCUCCAUGGAUCUACCUCACCACAAUCCUAGAAUAGGAAACCCAGAUAGUUUUUCUUUCUCGAAUAAUAUUUUAUUUCCGAUAACACCACCCUUCAGCUUUCUUCAAAGGCUGCAGAACGUGGUCUACACACUCGGCAUGCGCUUGGGCACUACGCACUACUAUUCUGUACUAGAGCAGAAGCCCAUCCGCCAGGUAUUUGGCCAUGAGGUGGAUCUCGAGAGGGUUGCUCACAACGUAAGCCUUCUGUUGAUGAACACUCAUUACACCCUGCAGGGCGCACGCCCCUUGGUCUCUGGAUACAUAGAAGUUGGUGGGCUACACAUUCUCCCUCUCAAACCCAUCGCUAAGGAUCUGGACAAGUACCUGAAUGAGUCCACAGAGGGCGCUAUCCUAUUCUCGAUGGGUUCGGUGCUCCAGUCCUCCUCCUUUCCUCCCGCCAAGAGACAGGCUAUCAUGGACGCCUUCGCAGAGUUGCCAGUCCGUGUCGUCAUGAAGUGGGAGGACGAUACCCUGCCGGGGAAACCUGACAAUGUACGGCUCAGCAAAUGGUUGCCCCAACGAGACAUCCUGGCUCAUCCGAAAAUCGUUGCAUUCAUGGGACACGGCGGCCUGCUGUCCACCAGUGAGGCGGUGUACUGCGGGAUCCCCAUGGUGUUGAUCCCCAUGUUCGGCGACCAGCCCAACAACGUAGCCCAACUCGCUGCCUCUGGGGCAGCCGUGAAGCUGGCAUAUAACGAGAUUACGAAGGAAACAGUGUUGAAGGCUCUGCGUGCAGUUUUGUAUGACUCAAGGUACAGAGAAAGUGCAAAACUUCUGUCAGAGCGAUUCAGGGACAGGCCAAUGUCUCCACUGGACACGGCGGUAUAUUGGACAGAGUAUGUCUUGAGACACAAGGGUGGCCGCCAUCUCCGCUCUGCAGCUGUGGACAUGCCGUGGUACCAGCUUUGGCUGCUAGAUGUCGCGCUAGUGCUGUUGGCUGGCCUAGCCUGUGUACUGUUUUUGUUGUUCUGGCUCGCUCGGCAAGUCGUAAAUUUCAUCAGCCGUCGGCUCUACCCACACCAGCCUCGGCAGAAGCCGAAGAGAGAGUAGCGAUAGUAAUAGACAUGAUGUAAUAUGUAUUCACUAUAAAUAUUGUUUAUUUUUUAUAAA